AUGGCCAGCAAAAGAGUGAAAAGGAGAGGACAACAAAUAUGGGAUGAAGAGACAGAGAGCCCCAAAAAUGUGACACAAGAUCUGCAAGCUGCUAAAGAAGUAGAGAAGCAUGUAGGAGAAGACCAGAGAAUGGAAGAUGAAGAUCAUGUGUCCAGCAAGGAGAGUGAACAGUGUGAUGAGACGGCUCUGUUCAGUGGGAAAUCAAAAAAGUACAAAUCCAGGGAUUCUGAUUAUUCCAGCUCCACCUCCAGCUCCAUCUCCAGUUCCACCUCCAGUUCCUUGCUUUCAUCUACUUCAUUCUCCAAAAUGAAGAAACCCCACAAGAAGAGUAAAAAGAAGCAAUGUCAUCCUUUGGCAUUGGCAAGAGCUCGCACAACUGAUGAUGUGGUACAUCGGUACCACAAAGUCCUGAAGGCCUACAAGAGUCAGGGGAGCAUGACUAAGGCCUUUAAAAUUGUAGGUGUGGAUCGGAACACACUGGCGCUGUCUGCUCCCCUGGCAGAAAUUGCAAUUGCAUGUCCAAAAUUCUUAAAGAGCCUUCCACCAUUUAACCUCAAAAAAGAGAAGCUUUUAGACUACUCUAAGCGUUGUGCGGAGUCAAUGACUCCAGAGGUCAGCACUAAAAUUGAAGAGCUAAAAGCUAAAGGCAAGCUUCUGCCAAUCAAGUACAAAUACAGAUAA
Carassius gibelio (silver crucian carp) is the source of this 681-nucleotide messenger RNA. RefSeq names its product coiled-coil domain-containing protein 106-like. The record is from RefSeq and is a predicted model, not a curated record. The transcript has 3 exons. NCBI's taxonomy places the organism in Eukaryota, Metazoa, Chordata, Actinopteri, Cypriniformes, Cyprinidae. The coding region runs from base 1 to 681 and encodes 226 amino acids. Gene Ontology annotation, cellular component: nucleoplasm.